CUCUGACAGAGCUGUCGUGCGCAUACACGCGUCCCUCACUGUCGCUCUGCCUUCCCACGCCCCCAUCUCUCAUCCCAGUCUUCCCAUAGGCUCGAUGCAAAGGUAACAGAAAGUCAGGGGGUUUAUAAACAUCCACCGCUCUCGUUCUGUCUUGCUGCCUGUUUCUCUCCUUCGCUUAUUCGUGUCCCCAGCAGUGCGCACCAAAAUGCCCAGCAAGAGGAAGAAGAAUAAGCGUCGCAUGAGGAGGGUGCAAGCCCAGAGGUUAGCACUUGAGGAACAAAAUGCAAACAACUACCCAGUCAAAGCCACCCCAGGGAUUGCAGUCAGCGCACCCCCUUCAGCCGCCCCCAAGAAAGCAGCUAAAACCACAGCACCAGUUCCCGUCAAAAUCCCACAGGUCGUACCCAUUACUGUUCCCAUUAUAGAGACCCCCAAAGUAGAACCAAAGCCUAUUGUCAAAGAACCUGUGAUAGAACCCAUCCCAGCUGAGGUAGAGGCACCAAAACUAGAGCCUGUGUUGGUGGAACAGUCUCGUGCAGAGAUUGAGAAUGAAGCCCACGUGGAGGUUGAGGCCCCAGCACCAAUCACUGCAGAGGCGCCAGUCAUUGAGACUCCACCAGUGGAGCCCCCUACUGUUGAAGCUGCUGCAGACCAGGAAACUGAAUUUAUUCUUCCUGCAAGAGAACCAGUCAUUGAGGCCAUACCCCCAGUUGAGGCUCCAGUGGUGGCUCCUACUGAGACGGAGAUCCAGAUAGUGGACACUGUAGUUAUAAAGUCAGAGAUGGAACUGAUGCAUGAUGUCUGCGAACCAGAGGCGGAAGUUGAAGCUGAGACCUUGACAGAGGAAGAGGCUGUGACUGAGGUGGAAGUGGAGGUGACCACCACAGAAGAAAUCUCUGUUCCUGAGCCUGCAACGGCAACCACUGAACAACCAGUGGGAGAACUUAGUAUUGACCAAGUUUCCGCUGAAGCAGAACCGGCUGCAGACAGUGUUGUUAGAGAAACUGUUACUGAAUCUGUGAUUGAGGCUACCACAGAGAGACCGGAGCCUGAACAAGUGACUGAAGAAGUCAGUCCUGCAGCCCCAACUGAGGAGGGAGAGGAUGAAGGUGAAGUAGAAGUGUUGGAUGAAGAAGAUACAGCUGCAGUCCCUGCUGAGCCUGUACCAGCUGCAGAGGAUGCUCUUGUCCAGUCUGUGGGAAUCCCAGUGGUAUCAGACACCAUCCCUGAUGCUCUGGUAACAAAAGCUGAAGCCCCUGUUGCUGAAGAAAAAGUGGCUGUUGCUGACAUUCUGGUUGAUGUCACAGAAUCAAUGUCAGCAGUACAGGUUAACAUCUCUGCAUCAGCUGCUGUCGAGCAGGAAAUUGUAACCACGAUGGAGACCUUCAGCACCCAGAUGGAAUUCAUUGACGUGACUCUUGCUGAUCCUGCGCUUGCUGCUGUACCUGCAAAGGAUGUGAUCAUUGAUGCUGCUGAGCAGUCGGGUCUGGAAAUGCUGUCAGAAGAACCCAAACCAGAAAUCUGCGACAUGCCAUGUCAGAUGCAGAUCCCUGCAGAGCCUGUGCAGCUCAGCUCAGCAGAGAUCUCAAUGGAGACAGCGUUGAAUGGGCAUAUUGUUCCAGAGGUCUCUAUUGAGGGUUAGAGCCACACCACACAACUCAGAAGUUCUUUUUCUCUGUAUUCCCCUUUGGUCAUUUGGAGGACUGAAAGCUUUAUACUGAGUCAACCAGCCAACCUUUUCAUUUUUUAAGGCUUAAGAACAGAACAGCCAGGAAAUCGAAGGGGCAUCCACACUUUGAAGUGCCUUUCCUGUCCUGUUUUCUGUUGAAACAUCAAACCAGAUGUCAACAUGCAGAAACUGCUGCAGCAGCAGAGACUAAU
Melanotaenia boesemani (Boeseman's rainbowfish) is the source of this 1881-nucleotide messenger RNA. Its product is annotated as calphotin. The record is from RefSeq and is a predicted model, not a curated record. The transcript has 12 exons. Bases 206 to 1642 code for a protein of 478 amino acids. NCBI's taxonomy places the organism in Eukaryota, Metazoa, Chordata, Actinopteri, Atheriniformes, Melanotaeniidae.